CAUGAAGAUGCCAGAAUAAAUAUCAGGUAUAUCCUGAAUGAAUGUGAGAUUUUUACUCUGUGAAUUUCCUGUGAGGAGUGUAAGAAGAAAAAGAGCAAAGAUAAGAGAAAAAGAGAAGAAGAUGAAGAAACCCAGCUUGAUAUUGUUGGAAUCUGGUGGACAGUAACAAGCUUUGGUGAAAUUUCGGGAACCAUAGCCAUUGAAAUGGAUGAGGGAACCUAUAUACCUGCACUCGACAAUGGUCUUUUUACCCUGGGAGCUCCACACAAAGAAGUUGAUGAGUCCUCCAGAGCAGUUUACCGCUGUCAAAUUAUCUGAUUCCAGAAUCGCCCUGAAAUUUGGCUAUGGACAAUAUCUUGGUAUAAAUUCAGAUGAACUUGUUGGGCGUUCAGAUGCAAUUGGACCAAGAGAACAGUGGGAACCAAUCUUUCAAAAUGGGAAAAUGGCUUUGUUGGCCUCAAAUAGCUGCUUUAUUAGAUGCAAUGAAGGAGGGGACAUAGAAGCAAAAAGUGAAACAGCAGGAGAAGAAGAAAUGAUCAAGGUAACUCAAGGUAACGAUGACAUUUUAUACAGAUAACUACAUUCACACAUGCGAUGUGACUGUAUCUCUUUAAAAUGUUAAGUCAUCAUUUACUGUCACUUUAAAGAUUUAGUUAAUAGCUUUUUAUAAUGUGGUGUUUCAAAUAGACUCAUUUUUAAUUAUAAA
Nomascus leucogenys (northern white-cheeked gibbon) is the source of this 706-nucleotide messenger RNA. RefSeq names its product protein FRG1B-like. Gene Ontology annotation, molecular function: actin filament binding. The transcript has 6 exons. The record is from RefSeq and is a predicted model, not a curated record. The coding region runs from base 209 to 577 and encodes 122 amino acids. NCBI's taxonomy places the organism in Eukaryota, Metazoa, Chordata, Mammalia, Primates, Hylobatidae. Gene Ontology annotation, cellular component: nucleolus; striated muscle dense body; catalytic step 2 spliceosome.